CAUGUUAAGAGAAAAUUAUAAAUUGUAUCAAGCAUUCUUUUAAUGAUUUGCAGUGAUGUAAUUUGUCUCUCGGAUCGGUUUAAUUGUUCAUAAAUUUCUCUCUUUCACAUCAGUAUUAAUCGAUAUCAAAUAAAGUUUGUAUUUUUAGCAGGCAAAGAAAAGAGACCUAAACGAGAUCCGAGCAUCUCUCCCACGUCUCAUCAAUUCAUACUGCCUCAUAGUCAUUAUCUUCAAAGCCAGCGACAUCUAUUGUAAAGUCGGACGAGCAGUUAAAUUGUAUUUGUGUCAGCAUUAACAUUAUCACGGCAAUAACAAUCCUCUGUAGCAAGACAUGGCGAAAGAGCACCCGAAACUACCUAUCCGAACGAUCCUUACACCAAUGACCCCAUGCUACCUUACGGUUGGGGCCAGUUGACAAAUAGAGGAAGAAUAAAUCAGUAUAAUCAAGGUCUGUUUUUGCGAGAACGUUACAACGACUUCCUAGGAACCUCAUACAGUCCCAACGUAUUCUAUUUACAAAGUACCUUCGUGGAUCGUACGAAAAUGUCAGCCAUGUUGGAAGCUGCUUCUUUGUGGAAGCCUAAUAAAGAACAGUUGUUUAAACCCGAUCUACCUUGGCAGCCAGUUGUGCUCUUCUACCAGAAACAGUCGGAAGAUACGCUUAUGUUAGUAUGGAAUACUUGCCCGAGGUAUACGGAGCUACGCGGUUCGGUGAACAAUUUUUCAGAAGUCCAAGAAGUAUAUAGGAAUAAUGAAGCAUUGUUCAAGGAGCUCACAAACUUUACGGGCAUGCAAAUUGAAAAUGCCGACGAUGUCAGUUCAUUAUACGCCACUUUAGCAGCUGAGGAAGGAGUAAAUUUGACUUUGCCGGAAUGGGUCAAGGAUUAUUAUCCUGAUAAGCUAAUACCUCUAACCUUGUAUUCUCUGAAAUUUAACACGUAUAACGACGAUUUUCGCAGAUUAAAAGGUAGUCCCUUGUUGAAAAAAAUCAUAAGUGACAUGUUGGCGAAAAAAGAGGGCACUUUGCAACCUAAAGAGAGGAAAAUGUUCCUGUUCAUUGGCCACGAUAGCACUGUUGUCGAUUUGUUAAACACGAUGUAUAUUUGGCACAAUCAGUUACCGCACUAUAAUAUCAUGACAAUGAUUGAACUGCAUGAAGACAAGGGCGAAUGGAAUGUUCAGAUAUUUUUACGGAACACGACAGCCCAUGAGCCGUAUCCGUUGACGAUAUCUGGAUGUACCGCCGUGUGUCCUCUCGAAAAGUUCGUGGAGAUACUUAGGCCGGUGAUACCGAAUAACUGGGACGAAGAGUGCAAGGUCGAUGGCAAUUUCGUAACACCACCAGCGCCACUUCCAUAAUUAUAGAGAUCGUUAUUUGUCACAAAUAUAACAUAUCGCUAUGUCACAAUUUCACAUAUAAUUGUAUAUUUUGCUCAUACUGUAAAUAAUUAUUAACACCAUUAAUGUUCA
Messenger RNA from Odontomachus brunneus, 1470 nucleotides. RefSeq names its product prostatic acid phosphatase-like. Gene Ontology annotation, biological process: dephosphorylation. The record is from RefSeq and is a predicted model, not a curated record. The transcript has 6 exons. NCBI's taxonomy places the organism in Eukaryota, Metazoa, Arthropoda, Insecta, Hymenoptera, Formicidae. The coding region runs from base 388 to 1359 and encodes 323 amino acids. Gene Ontology annotation, molecular function: phosphatase activity.